This is a messenger RNA of Scleropages formosus (Asian bonytongue), 6166 nucleotides long. Its product is annotated as N-acetyl-beta-glucosaminyl-glycoprotein 4-beta-N-acetylgalactosaminyltransferase 1-like. The transcript has 20 exons. Lineage: Eukaryota; Metazoa; Chordata; Actinopteri; Osteoglossiformes; Osteoglossidae. The record is from RefSeq and is a predicted model, not a curated record. Gene Ontology annotation, cellular component: Golgi cisterna membrane. Bases 955 to 4548 code for a protein of 1197 amino acids. Gene Ontology annotation, molecular function: acetylgalactosaminyltransferase activity.
GCUGGGACGUUCAUGAGAAUAUUUGCAGUAACUAUGCGCUCAAAUUGGGAAGGGUUCCGCGCGGAUUGUUGCAACAUUGGGCCAGAAGAGUAAGUGAGAAUGGACAGAUGAGAAGAUCCAGUUCAAGUCGUGCGACGCAGGAGUGCGAUUUUGUCAAGAAGGGGCAGCCUUGUUGUGCCUUGUUGUGCCGAAUGGAGAACUCAGCAAGGGAUGGGCUCCAUGGGAAGGGCACAAAAGUUUUGACGCUGUCAGGGGAUUCUUUGUUUGGCUAUUUGGAUAUUAUGGGUUUUUUUUUCUUCUUCUUGUCCUUUGAAGCAUGUGAGUUUGAAAUAGAGCAGGCGAAAUAAAAGUUUCGGCAAAAAAGUAAAGUUGAUUAGACCCGAAACGGAGUCGGAGCCAGUGAUCGCCACCUCAGCUUUAGGUAUCGACCUCUCCGUGUCCAUCGGUUGCAGGAAGCUGACCUGGUAUCUUCUUAAAACACUUCUCAUCGUUUUCCUCUGUCAUGAUAAACUAUUAUGGAUCUGUCCCAAGCGUCGCUUUAUUUAAGCUGAUCACCAUGGCCCAAGUGCUGACAGCUGAAACAUGAACCCUGUGCUCCUUUAACAAGAGACAUGGACUUUGCCAAGGUUGAACUCAGCGCACUGACCACCAGCAGAGAAGAGGCAUGAAAGAAAAGCCAAAGCUGAAUGUCAUUUCCCUCCCGUUUUGAAAUGACCGGAGCUGAAACACCCCGGCACUGAACGUGGGACGCGUGGAAUAACCGCCUUGCGCAGGGGAAGGGAUGGAGCACCGACUCAGCCUUGACUCCAGACUUCUUGCGGAGGGCUCUUCACUUGAAGUGUCACGCCGCUCCUAAGCGCAUCACAUCUAAUCUGUGACAGGUUCCCUUUCUUCGGUGCAGCUUUUCCCGUGUUCUCUGUCACUCCUGCCUGCCAGGGUUAUGCUUCUGUGACAAUGCUGCGCCUCCCUGUGAAGAAGAUUCGGAAGCAGUUCAGACUUCUGCUCCUGUUGGUCCUGCUCACUUUUGCUGUCUGGUUCACCUACCUGCAUAUCAACCAAGGCAAAGCAAUCAAAGUCCAUAUCAGUUAUGGAAAAGAUGUGGAGAAGCAGACGAGGGGGAUGGAGAUGGGCCAUAAGAGGAACCCACUGGCCCCACCGGGUCGGCGCACGAGUGACGACGCCGGCGACAGCCGCGAGGUCAACCCUGCUGAGGAUGAGCCCAACGCAUUCGGGGAGGAGAGCAGAGAUGCACUGGAGAUCAGGAAGUCCCUAAGCCAGAAGGAGAGCAAGUUGCCAUGGAAACCAGAGUACAAAGGCCAGGCCAACCUUCAUGUGUUCGAGGACUGGUGUGGUUCCUCUGUGGCUCAGCUCCGAAAGAACCUCCACUUCCCUCUGUACCCCCAUCUGAGAACCGCGGUGAAAAAGCUAGCGGUGGCUCCCCGAUGGAAGAAUUAUGGCCUCCGAAUAUUUGGUUUCAUCCACCCCUACAGAGAUGGGGAUUUCCAAUUUGCCGUGUCUUCAGAUGACAACUCAGAGUUUUGGCUGAGCUCCGAUGAGAGCCCCCUCAAUGCCCGGCUACUGGCGUACGUGGGAAGGCUGGGAUCAGAGUGGACCGCUCCAGGGGAGUUCAGCAAGUUCAGAUCUCAGUCCUCCAAACCCGUUCACCUCAUCUAUUCCCGGAGGUACUACUUUGAGGUUUUGCACAAGCAAGAUGACAAGGGUUCGGACCACGUAGAGGUUGGGUGGCGUCCUUUUCUGCCCGGCCUGAAGUAUGAGGUCAUCGACUCCUCAUACAUCUCCCUUUACACGGAUGAGUCGGGUUUGAAGAUGAACGGCGUGGGUCACAUCCCGCAGACCCUGGCCAGUCACAGCCGGACACCGCGGGAGGUGUGGCCCAUUAGCCGCCACGGGGCAGAUAUGCUGAGGCCAGACCCCCGGGACACCUUCUUCAGCAUUCCCAUGAUCGAGCCAUCCCGCCUCGACAACCUGCUGCCUCCCUGUGCCUAUUCUCCCUCCUACGUGGUGAAGGACUUCCCCAUCGCCCGCUAUCAGGGCUUGCAGUUUGUAUACCUUUCCUUUGUUUACCCCAAUGACUUCACCAGGCUCACACACAUGGAGAGGGAGAACAAGUGCUUCUACAGAGAAUCACCCAUUUAUCUGGAGAAGUUUGGCUUCUACAAGUACAUGAAGAUGGAUGAGGAAGAGGAAGAUGGGCCGUAUUUCUUCGCCCACCCAGAUGAUUUUCUUGAGGAGGAGCAGGGGGCCGAUCCAGCGGAUGAGCCCGUAGGGCAAGAUGCUCAAGAAGAUGAGAGAAGGAACAACAGCAGUCUCCCCAGUCACAGUCCCAGUGGUUUACUGGGCAGUUCAUCCCCAGUUUUGGCUUUCAAGCUAGAGGAGAAAGAAGAGGAGAAAAGUCAUGGCCAGCUUUGGUCACAUUUCUCCUUGGUGGGCCCCAAGCAGGGGUCAAAUAGGGUGAAGCUGCCCAGCGAAGGACCAAGUCAACCAUGGAGUCAGCAUCAGGAAGAUGGCAACACUCUGCAGCAGCCAAACACAGUACGUGGCCGUACCCUCUCUUGGGCCCAUACGGGCCCUGAGGAACCGAGCCGAAAAGAAAGCCCAGAGGAACCACCAAAACCCAAUAAAUCGGCUCUGUUGUUUUACCAAAAAAGUGCCUUCCCUGCCCCGGCCAGCAAAUCCAAGCAGGCCCUCGGGAACUCCUCCCGUGCUGACCGCAGACCAGUGGCUGCCUCCAGAAAGCCACGUGCAAGUAACGCUCGCUUUGGGACGAGGAGCAAAGAGGACAAGGUAUAUGUCACCAGGCCCCGAGCAUCCGGCAGCAGAAGGAAUGUUGUUUUCCAGCAUCCGAAGGAGGUAUUCCCAGGGGUCUUCCUGUAUCACAAUGGUAAGACAACCAAGCUUAUAAACUUGAGAACAAGGCCGAAAAGGAACAGAGGACUGAGUCGAGGCCCAAAUCUGUUGCCCAAGUCCAGUCUUAGGGAAACCAGGGCUUCCUUGUUGGGCGGCACUUUCACCCAGACUGCAGGUCAUAAGGCCUCUGCCAGGGUGGCAUUAACUCACCAUCAACAAAGUAGAAAAGAGGAGUCCCAGUCAAAGGGAGAGAAGAAACCAGCCUCCACCGUCAGAACUCAGAACAUCAGCUCUGUCCUGCUUGACUGGGAGCCUCCUCCGACCACUCCAGCAGGUGUCACAGCUCCAGGCCUCAACUCCUCGGUGAAGAGCAUCCCUACAGCUUCCAGCAUCACCUCUUCUUUAAAGAGCCCGGAAGCCACCGCAUCCCAGCAGGAGCCGGAUCCGGACGAGGGGCCCGAGGAAGGAGGUCUGUCUGACUACAGCUAUGAGGAAGCAGACCCCCGACCGGGCUGGGCGGAGGAGGCCAUCAACUGGCAGCGUACCUUCUCAGUAAAUACCAUGGACUUCGAGCUGCUGCGCUCCGACUGGAACGACCUGCGCUGCAACGUGUCCGGCAAUUUGCAGCUAGCAGAGAGCGAGGUGGUGGACGUGCUGGCGCAGUACAUGGAGAAGCUCAAUGAGCACAAUGGCGGGAUUUACACCCUGCUACGUAUCAUCAACGUGGAGAAGCGGAGGGACUCAGCACGCGGGAAUCGCUACCUCAUCGAGCUGGAGCUGAUGGAGCGCGGGAAGAGGGUGGUGCGCCUCUCAGAAUAUAUAUAUCUCCUUCAGCACCCAGGGCAGAUGGAGGACAGCCUGGAGAAUGGCGAGGGCACAGGCGCCUCUGCCCCUGCCCCGCUGAACUCCACGGGGCCAAGCGGUCCCUCUCCCACUGUGCCGGGCACCUCUCCCCGUGCCACGUGGCCAGGCAGCACACCCUACGCCAAACCUCUGCUCUGCCAGCCUACCACACUGAAGUGGAGGCACAGUGUAAUGGUGCACUUUGUGGUUCCAGUGAAAAAUCAAGCUCGCUGGGUCCAGCAGUUCAUCUCUGACAUGGAGCUUCUGCACCUGGAGACCAAGGAUGACAACUUCAGCAUCAUAAUAGUGGACUUCCAGAGUGACGAUAUGGAUGUGGAGCAGGCCCUGAAGGACAGCACGGUGCCCAGAUAUGAAUACCUGAGACGUGAGGGGAAUUUUGAACGUUCGGCGGGCUUGCAGAUUGGAGUGGACUCUAUUAAGGACAGCCAUAGUAUUGUGUUCCUGUGUGACCUACACAUACAUUUCCCCCUCAACAUCCUGGAGAGCAUCAGGAAACACUGCGUGGAGGGCAGCUUGGCCUUCGCCCCCAUCGUCAUGAGACUGGGCUGUGGUAGUUCCCCGCAGGAGCCCGAUGGGUACUGGGAAGUAAAUGGCUUUGGCUUGUUUGGAAUUUACAAGUCAGAUUUCGACAAGGUUGGGGGCAUGAACACAGAGGAGUUCAAAGACAGGUGGGGAGGAGAGGACUGGGAGCUGCUGGACAGGGUCCUGCAGAACGGCUUGGAAGUGGAGCGGCUCAGGAUGAGAAACUUUUUCCACUAUUACCACUCCAAGCGUGGCAUGUGGAACGCUCAGAUGAAGAAGGGCCCCAAAGGGUAGCCUGCCUGGGGUGGGGUCGUAUUGUGUGCCAUGAAGGUGGAGAGGAAAAUGCAAAUGAUCCCCGGGGCUGACUCAGAUCUGGCCCUCUUUCUCAGUGUGCUUUUGACACAGCCCAUCUGAGGACCCAGAAGACUUUUCCCAUGGCGGCCAAGAGCUUGACUGCUCAUGUAUGCCUGGUCCUCUCUUCAGCUGCACUCCUUACAUUGAAGAACUCAAAUGUGAGAGACAAGAGGCUUUACAAGCAGUGCAAUUGCUCUUUGUUUUAGGUGACAACUAAUAGACUGAAGUGACUCCUUUUGUAUGAAGUAGUAGGAACUUAUAACUUUUUUCUAAAAUAAUUUUUCAGUAAAAUAAGUACGAAGAAAUAUACUUGUAGUUAAGAAUUUUUGGGGGGAUUUAAAACUCUUAACGGGUCUUUUCAUUUGCAGUCAAAUAUAUAUAGAUGUGAUAAAAGGAAAAAGGUGGAAAAAAAUCAAGCAUAGGGUGCAGCUUUUGUGGAGUUAGUGGUUUUUACGAUUUAGUAACGGAUUCCAUGUGUUCCGCCACACACUGGCCUCAGACAAGUCUCUGAGAACCUCUACAAAUGAGUUUUGUAUUUCAGGGUACCCUGAAUUACUGCUCACAGGAAUUUACAAAUUUCAGAGUGAGCGGCACUGAGUGCAGAGUCCGAAUUAGCAUUAUUAUGUCCUUUGCUUCUUUCACCUUCUCAUCCUACAUACUGAAGUGACGCAGGUACCAGCACCUGAACCUGCUUGUAAGGAUCGGUCCCAAGUCAACUCUGUUUGGAAAAUAUGUUUUAAAGUUGCACAAAGCUUAGAAAGGCGUCAUGCGUGUUUACGGCGGUGAGCCGAUAGGACUUAGUUUGUAAAACCAUAUAUACUAAUGUUUACGGGGAGCCUAUGAGCUAUCUGGCGCUUUAAGACGUGUUCACGUGUUGGUUUGUUCUGUUGCAAAUCCAGCUAAUGCAACUGCACCGUGUUUUUGAAGUUGUUACAUACCGACAUUGGAAAUAGAUGAUGAACAGCACAAGUUGAGGUGGCAAACUCUUAUACUUGACAGCUGCAGCAUCUGUGGGUUUUAAUACUUUAAAUCAAUUAGUGUAAACCUGGAAGAACAGGUGUUUAGCUGUCUGCCUAUUGAAAUACUGUAAGGGCUUCCAAGAGCCGAAAAUAAAUUGAGGCAACACAAAACCCAACGCAUCCUGUGGCUCUGGGGGUCACAAACACUGGAGAGGAGACCGGAAGAGGGGUCCCGGUAGAAUGGGGGCGACACGUAAGUAUCUAGUGGAAGUGUGGAUGCUCCUUCUAAUGUAUUUUUCACUUGAAAACGUAGUGGCCUAAUACAUCUUGUACUGUUCCUUAUUGUGUCAUGGACAUAAACAGGUACUACUGGUGGGUGUGCAUAUUUAUACAUGUCUGUUAGCUGUAUUAUCUACUUGAUGAGCUAUGCUGCGUAUGCACAAGUUAGAGUUGUGUCAUUGAAAGAGAUUGUAAAAGCAAACUAUUAGGCCAUUUUCUUCCCCAAAAUGGUGUACCUCCACCUCCCCAAAUGCAUCCUUCCAGAAAGACUUAUACAUUAAAGAGAGCAAUGUUCAGUACAUUUCAAGGAUAAUUUCUGU